Camponotus floridanus (Florida carpenter ant) is the source of this 5965-nucleotide messenger RNA. RefSeq names its product protein vein (gene vn). The record is from RefSeq and is a predicted model, not a curated record. NCBI's taxonomy places the organism in Eukaryota, Metazoa, Arthropoda, Insecta, Hymenoptera, Formicidae. Gene Ontology annotation, cellular component: plasma membrane; axon. Bases 1860 to 3503 code for a protein of 547 amino acids. Gene Ontology annotation, biological process: homophilic cell-cell adhesion; dendrite self-avoidance; axon guidance. The transcript is spliced from 5 exons. Gene Ontology annotation, molecular function: cell-cell adhesion mediator activity.
GAGACAGAGAGAGAAAGAGAGAGGGAGAGAGAGAAAAGAAACUCGCGAAGCGGCAGCAACAGAGCGACAAACGGAAAGGAGGAAAAGGAGAGAGAGAGAAGGAGGAUCGUGAGGAUCACGCGUGCGGUUCUUUCGGUUGUUAGGUCGUUGUUAUACAGGUUCUUAAAGAUCCCGUCGUCGCUCCGUCUCACUUCGGCGCAGCGCGGUGCGCGCGCAAGCCUCGACCGGCAUCCACCAGGCGCCGCUGGAGCUGUGGCCGGCCUCGGCCUACGCGAGCGGGCCGCUCAGUCUAAUUUGAACCGUCGCGCGCGCCCGACGCGGGGCCACCGACGAUCUCUCUCCCUUCCUCCGGCUCUCGUGACACGCGAGGUAGGCGCCUCGUGUGUGCAUGCCGCGUGCGACACACGCGACUCGAUCCCCCCGUCAUCGUCGACAUCUCGCCUCGUCUGGAGCCGCGGGGCCGUCUACGCGAGAGGAAGCGGUUUCUCGCGCGCGCGUGCGAGAGAGAGAUAAGAGGAAGAAAAGGGGGUGAAAGUUGCGAGGAACGGAACGGGUGAAAAUAAGUGCGCGCGCGGUUGACAAUUGCAUUAUCGGCGAAAGUGCUCCGCUCCCAGGUACGGGAAGAUCGUACGCGACGGGACGCGCGCGCGCGCGCGAGAGUGGUGAACGAGAGCGGCGCGCUAGAAAAAAAAAAAAAGAGUGCCGUAAGUGUGAAUAGAGUGUAGAAGAGCGAACGAACGAGCGGGCGGCCGCGAAAGCCGAGAGAGCAGAGCAGGCGUCUCGUGGGUAUAUUUAAAUAGUGUCUCGGCUGGUCAGAGAGGAAGCCGACGCUCUCUUCGUCGUCGUCGUCGUCGUAUUCCUUCUUUUCGUCUCCCGGCUCUCUCCCUAUUUUGCUUUUCCCGCUUUAUCGAGCGCAACGCGACUCGCGAAGUUGCGAGAGGGUGACAAGACAAUCGCGGAAUUCCAUUCGACUCGAUGUCGGAUCGGAGGGGGAUCGACGUGAUUCCGAUAGUCGCGGGUGAUCUCUGCAAAAUCCAUCGGUUCCGUCUGCCUGCUAACGCGAAUGAACACGAGGAUUAGAGAAACUUACUUGUCGUCGUUCGGAAUUUGUCGACCGUCAAGAAUCAGGAUCCGAUCUCGCGCGGAAUAAUUGUGGAAGGAAUUUGGAACUUGCGGUGAUCGACGAGACCGUCCUGGCUCAAGUCCUGGCUCAGAAUGAUCGUGCCGAUCGCGAAUCAUAAUGAUCAGAAUCUAUAAAAGAUCGAUACUGGUUGUCGCGUCAGCGAUCGUCGCAGCCGCCGGUCGGGAUCAUCUGCGAUAAUACAACACCUUCUCGAGGAGAGAAAGGAAGAUAGAAAAAAAAAAGAGAGAAGAAGAGAGAGAGACAGAAGCGGCCGCAUGGCUGCUACCUUUGCCGGCUUCGAGGAUGAGGAGAAUGAUAUCGCGUAGGAUGAAGACGAAUGUCGAAGAAGCCGCGACGUUCCAUUAUCGAUGGUACAGCAUCUCGUGAGAAGCCUGAAGAUCCGGAAGAGCAAGCCGAGAAGAUAGAGAAUCCGAUUUUGGUGGCUAUUCGAACGAGGGGGAACGGAUAACGGAGUCGAGUCGUGUCUGUUACAAGCGAGUGACCAAUAAUCGCUCGGGGAAGCAGCGAGAAGGUCGAAUCGAAGAAGCAGGACUUGGUUAAACAUAGGACUCGCAAGUGUUGACAGCGAAGUGAAAGGGGCUCGCUCUCCGAGCUCGAGGAGGAGGAGGAAGAGGAGGAGGAGAAGAAGGAAGAGGCGAGAAGCGCGUGCCUCUGUGCGAGUCGGGGUGACCGAGGCGUCGACCUCACCCCCGAAUCAUACCGCUAACCAGGUUGGAUGAUGUGGGCGCCUCUGCUUUUGGCCGGGUUCUUAAGCGGCUGGUGGGGCGCACUGGCGCUCGCUGCGGCACCCCCCGCCAUUCGGGACACCCUCGGGGCGACGACGAGCAGCAUCACCGAGACGAGGCAUUAUCGUCCACCGUCGAUGAGCGUCGUGGACGGGGACGCGCGCGAAAUCACGGAGCACCGUCGCUACUCGUCGUCCGACGUUCGUCCUGCUCGUCGCGACCUUGACAAGGUCCCGUUGAUCGAGCCGAGGCCAGUGGACCAGGAAGAAGGAUUCUCCUCCAAGCGGAUAGAACGUUCUCCGGAGGAUGACGUGCGACAGAUCCACGAAGAGUCGUCGCGCGAGACGGAUCUCGGGACCUCGGUCACGUCGAAUCCCACGCAAACGGUGGAUCCCGCGAAGGGGACAGAUGAGCGUGUCCCCCGCGCCUUUCACCCGGAGAUAAACGAGUCCGGUCUGACUCGCGCGCCCCGUCACUCCUCGACGCAGGCACCCUUUACGCCGUUCGUGGCGUCGACACCGGCGGAAUCGUCGAUGGAGCGGCCGCGAAUCGCUAGAUCGGUCAAGCAACGACCAAAGAACCGCGUCAAGGCGGACUCGCCGCGCGAGCAGCGACGUCGAUGCAGGAACAAGGAACGGAGCUGCCGCGGUCAGAAUUGGUGCCCCGACAUGGACAUUGGCAAUCGGGCCUACCUGGCGCCCACCGUGUUCGAAGGUAAAGUCCGCAGCAUGUCCUCGCUGAGGAAGCCCGGCUCCAACUACGCGGUGACCUUCGAGGUGAAGCAGGUCUUCAAGAGCCAGCCGGGCUUCCAGCCGCUGCAGAAGAACGACAGCGUGCGACUGCACUUUCGCGACAAAUCGGCUCCCGGCAAGUCGACCGUGUGCAACGGCCACGAGACCGGCAAGCAACAGCAGCAACAGCAGCAGCGCGAUAAUCCGAGUGGUGUGGUGCGAGCCAAUAUUAAAAGGGGCAAAGUGUAUCUAGUGUUUGUGAACCGCGUGGGACCCAGGAAUUUCACGAUCCUCGGCCCGCCGGUGGUUCGGAACAGGAAAAACGAGCAGGCCGUCCAGGCUGUCGUUCGACCAGAUUACGUGCGAGAAGUUACGUUGUCCGAACUCAGGGACUCGAUAGCGAGGUUACGGGAGAGAGUGAAGCUAGUAUGCAGGACGAGGGGCUCGCCGCCCCCGAGAGUGCACUGGUUGAAGGACGGUGUACCGCUGCACCCCCGAAGAGGCCUCAGGAUUCAGCACAAACGGCGGAGAUCGAAAGUCGUGAUAUCCUCCGCGAAGCCUGAGGAUAGUGGCAGAUACGAAUGCGUGGCUGAGAGUACUUCCGGUCAUCGGGCUUCACUCGCAGCUCAACUUCUAGUCGCUCAUGAUACCAGAAUUGCGGAAACAACGACAGCGGCAUGGCCGCGGCAGGAGCAGCCCUGUCCGAUAGCAGGAGACUUUUGCAUGAACGGUGGUACCUGCCUAUUUUUCGAGACCGUCGGUGAACCGGCAUGCAGAUGCGCAGAGGGUUUCACGGGUCUACGGUGCGAGACGAAGGACGUCAUCAGCACCGGAAGUGUGUAUAAUCCGCGUAUGCUGCCCUUUUCCUGCAAGCUGGGACUCUCUACCUCGUACUACUGCUAGCGAUAAUCGCGCGGGGCCCUUUAAACACAUGAGUAGACCCUUUUUUUUACCCUUACGGUGUACUUGGAACCCACGAGAUAGAGUCGUGAGAGGGCCAACGCGCGACCAAAGAGGGGAGGGAAAAUCAUGCGAAUGAAGAAAAUUAGAUGGAAAUAGAGAGAGACACAAAGACAGAAGAAACGAUGACGGGGACGAGGCGUUUAGGCGAGGAAUCGACAAGAGAAAGAGAGAACAAGAAAGUUAGAAAUUUCGGACGAAUUUCGGUUCCGUCGAUCUCGGGCAUUAGGACAGGUCCUGCGUAUUCCUUAUACGGGAACAGGUUCCAAAAUAGUUCGGACCGGGCAUUCGUACCUUCUUUAAUAACUAAUGUUACUUUUACAUCUUUUCCUUCUUCUUCCUUUUACAUUUAUCAUUUUUCUUCUACUUUUAUCUUAUCUGCCUUCUUCCUUAUUCUUCCUCUUGUAUAUUUUUCCAUUCCUUUUUGUUUUAUUAUUCCUGUCAUUUCUUGUUUUUCUUCUUCUUUUUUUUCGUUAUUAUCAAUACUUUCCUUCUAGAAAAUGUCACUACGCGACGUGCUCGCGCUUCCGCGUAAAGUUCUCCGGAAAGAGGGAGAAUGGAAAUAAUAGAAAGAAUGGACGAGGGAUCAUGAAUAUGAAAAUGAGCGUGUGAAAGGGGGCAAGAGAAAAAGGGAAAAGAGAGCUCUCGACUCUCUCGAUGCUCCUUUCGGUCGUAUAAUCGGGAAGAGCUUUCAAGCUCUAUCGCAGAUUCGAACGGCAAAUGCUUGACCUCGAGAACGAGGACGUGGAAGCGUGGCCGGAGAAACGCGCACUCGUGUGUGUCGCACACUUCUCCGGGGUCUCCGUGAACAGGAGAACAAUACCAAAGAGCCCAGGGUCUCGAUCAAGGACGACGAGCGCGACUACGACGGUGUAUUGUCACCUGAAGAUGAUCAGGAUGACGCGAAGGAUCCUCGCUUCUCCUCCUCUCGAUUUUUCUUUUAACGUGAUCAACAUAUAUCGAGCAAAUAUUGAAUCGAUUUUUAGUAAGAUUGCGCCAAGGAAAGAAGGUUAAAGAAAAAGUGACACAAAGUUCUUGACUUCGCGUACAAGAAACAUCUUAAUUGAUUGAUGAAAUUUUAUUUUGAUCAAUACAGAGACAAUUCUCUUCCGAUUUAAUAGAGCAAAGAGUAUGAGACAUGAAAUAUUAAUAUCAUCUGUUUCCUUGGAUUCUGCUAAAACAAUCCCUAUAAGCCGAAAAUAGUUUCUGUGAAUAAAACUUACGGUCUGCUAAACAAUCUAUCUUUUUCUUUGAUUUUUCUUUUCUAGCAAGUUUAUUGUUUCAUGGCUCGGUUUUAUUGAAAUCGUGGAACGUAGGGCUAAGAAAACUUGGCAGCCGCGGCAUGUUCGUUGCUAUUGAAAGGCUAGAAUGUAAAAAAGAAUAAUGCGAGCGUUGAAUGGAAAUCUACUUUUACGUUUUCCAUUUUACUUCGAAAGGAACAAAGUCGGAAAUAAUUUCAGUAUAUUUCUGUUGGGAAAAAUACAUAAAAAUGUCCAGAAAAACAAUUAUUCAGAGAAUACGUUAAUUAGUGAAAUCUCAAUGACAAAAUCUGAAAUUUUGAUACAGUAAAUCACUACGAAAAUCAAUUGUUUUUUAUGAUGGUAUAAAUCAUUGAUAUGAGAUAAGUGAUUUCGAAUUAUGAAUAAUAAUUUAAAAUAUGUUGAACGUAAAAGACAUGACAGCCAUUGUGGCAGUAUUUUAAAUAGAAAAAUCAAUUUUUCGCCAGAAACUAACAAUUUUCAACUAUGCUGUUGCAGCAACAUUUCCAAAGUUUUCAGAACCAAUCGUUUGUCAUUGUAUAAAGAAAUGACGCGAAAGGAGGAGAAGGAAAUUGGCCAGUCAGCGAUCGAGUCACGGGGAAGAGACCAUGGGGCAAAAACAAUUUAAUGUAAAAUACGAUAGUUUAACGCACUAGAUUAGCUAAAAAGCAGAGAUGUAGGAUAGAUAAAAGAGAAAACGAGAAAGAAAGGGUGAGAAAAUAACGAAGGGAGGAAACCACGAGAGCGAUGGUGAAUCCUCAUCUCGAUGAGACGGGAGACGCGGAGUGAUCGAGAGGUUUUUGACAAGAAUAACAAUCCGACCUCAAAAAUAUUCUCCGUCUUUAAAAUGCGCGAUACGUGGAGAAGCAUUUAUAAAAUAUCCACAAUUAUCCAUUUUUAUUUCCAUUUUAAUUAAAAAUUUGUAAAAAAGAGAAGAAGGGAAUAUUAAUAAUAUCAUGGAAAGAGACGGAUAUUUUAUGGAAUCGAGUUGGAUAAACCUUUGAAAAGAAUUGUAUCUAGAGACGAAUAAUGAUCUCAAAAUAAUGAUUUCAAAAAUCUCGACGAUGAUGACUUCCGUGCGCGAGCAAAAAUGGUGAGCACAUGGGAAGGGAGCGAGGGAUGCACGCUAUGCUCCAGCAGUCUCGG